UGUCCCUGUUUCAGCAAAGGUUGUGAAAUGGCUGUAUGAACCUGAGAAAUAGCCUGAAACCCAUUUUCACUGCUCCAGGUUGCAUCUGAAUCAUUCACUCGAUUUUGAAAUUCAUUCACAGACUGAUGUUAAUCUUGCCCUAAUGUUGGCCUAUGACAAUGGGCGACUUGCUGUAACUAUCCCCGACUGUCAGCUGAAUUUUGACAAGUUAACACUGAAAAUACAAAGGGACAAAGAGGCCAACUGGAUCCAAAAACUCUUCACAGAUUUUGUCUCUUUCACUUUGAGACAUAUUGUUAAAGGACAGAUCUGUGCAGAAAUUCACAAAAUGGCAAAUCUACUGGCAGACUUCACUCUGCAUCAAGCAGGAUUGUUUAUACAAGAUGGGGAGAUUGCCACAAGUGUCAAGCUAACCAGUGACCCAGUACUUACCUCAGGAUACAUUGAAUCACAGCAUGAGGGUAGUGUCUCCUACAAGAACUCUACAGUUUUCCAGAAGCCCAGUGCCAUUCCAGUUGAGAGAAGGGAGAUCAGAAUGUUUAAUCUCUGGGUGUCAGAGCCAGUCAUCAACUCUCUCCUUUUUGCAGCACAUCAUGACAAUCGCUUGACCCUGACACUCUCUGAUGGCCAUUUGUUGAAACUUUUUGAAGAUGGAGAAUCUAAAAUUGAGUCGAACCUUUUACAACAGAUGGUCCCUGGCAUUCCUAUGCAUAACCUGAUGAUCACACUUGGGUCCCUAAGACCACCUUCCGCUCUCUUCAAGCCUGUAGGCACCAUUCUCCAGGCCUCUGUAUCCCUGCAAGUUGACGUGUUGUCCAGCAGUGAAGGCUCAUACAUGGCAUUAUAUUUGGAAAUGGAUUCUGAAACUAUUGUCCAUACAUCUUAUGCAGACAGCAAAAUCCAUCUACGGCCUUCUUCCCAUCACUGGUCCCUCAAAGUCGUAAGGAGUAAUCCUGAAAUCGCGCUGGAUGAGAGCAAAGCUAAACGUCACUUGGAGGCAUUUUUCGCAGCGGGAGGAUUAGAAAAGAUAAUCUCAUAUAUUGAAUUUUACAUCACAGCCCUACUUCACAAGAAAGGACUUCGCUAUUUUAAAAUUACCAACCCUGUGAUGGAGACAUAUGAGGGCUAUGUGACCAUUGGGACGGACUUUGGCUUUCCCCGGCAGUUAUUAGAGAAUUUCCUUCGUAACCUUGCACCAAUAAUAAGGACCUAAGUCUACAAUGUAUGGUGUGGUUCGCUUGGAUGGGGACUCAAUGAAGUGAUAGCUCUCAUCAGCUUGCAAGAAAAAUCUUUGUACUGAAGAUGUUCGAUUGCCUUUUGUCAAAUCGUCAGUGAUUUACUGCUCUUAUUAUGACUCAUUACAUUGACAUAUAUAAGAAUGGCAUUCAAAUAGAAUACAGGAGACAUUUGUCGUUCCCUUUAUUAUCGCAAUUUAUCAUCUGUUUAAUAUUAUGUUACUCUGCAGUUCUAAUCCAUAAUAUUUCUGUCAAUCCUGUACUACAUGCAGGUUCCCAGUGACUCCUUCCAGCAAUUAUAUUAUCCGUUUACAGAAUUUUACAUUUUCUUUUACACAUGAAGCAUAUUUUAAGAUUUUGAGGAGGAGAUUGGCUGGUGAGAGACAAGCUUUCAGGGCAGAAUUUGGAAGGAGGAAAUUCGAGUUCUAUGUUAAAGAGCAACCUCAUGCCUUGAGUCCUUUUGGUCAUUUUUCAGGCCUCUCCUCACCACCGUGUCCACAACACCUCAGCAGUUUUCAAUCCAUUUUUUUAAAGUGCUGAUGUUUGGGCAGUAAGUUUCAGCCAGCACUUUUGGGCUUCCAGUCAAAGCUAGAAUGUAGGCAUUGAAGAAAUACAAAUUGUUGAGAUAAGGGGAACUGAUGACCAAUAUCAACUUGCAUUAUCUCGUGAAUUGUAUGUGGCAGUACUGUGAGCAUUCAUGUCAUUUUCCAAUGUAUUGUGCUAUUUACAAUUGAACUGAAGAGACAGUGAAAACAUUACAGGCCAUCAGAUGGUAUCAUCGCA
Messenger RNA from Hemiscyllium ocellatum (epaulette shark), 2018 nucleotides. It is a transcript of the gene cetp, whose product is annotated as cholesteryl ester transfer protein, plasma. Gene Ontology annotation, cellular component: high-density lipoprotein particle. The record is from RefSeq and is a predicted model, not a curated record. Gene Ontology annotation, biological process: triglyceride homeostasis; phosphatidylcholine metabolic process; low-density lipoprotein particle remodeling. The coding region runs from base 143 to 1213 and encodes 356 amino acids. Lineage: Eukaryota; Metazoa; Chordata; Chondrichthyes; Orectolobiformes; Hemiscylliidae. The transcript is spliced from 14 exons. Gene Ontology annotation, molecular function: phosphatidylcholine binding; cholesterol transfer activity; triglyceride binding.